Molecule: messenger RNA, 516 nt
Organism: Copidosoma floridanum
Lineage: Eukaryota; Metazoa; Arthropoda; Insecta; Hymenoptera; Encyrtidae
Product: endoribonuclease Arlr-like
Molecular function (GO): RNA endonuclease activity
Source: RefSeq, a predicted model, not a curated record
AUGAGCUUCCUUGCCAGCAAAGGUUUCUUCAAAAAUAAUAUUAACGAGUACAAGAAGUGUCUGCACAGCUUGUGGUUUAAGCCCAGCUGGGAAAUCCAUCACAAUGUAAAGGGCAGCACUGGAUUUGAGAACAUCUUUCUCAACAAUAAAAACAAUGGCCCCAACAACUGGAUCUACGCAGCCAAAAUGGAGGAACAGAGAACUUUACAACUUCAAAAUGUAAAAUUUAAUGUCCUUCUAGAAACUGCCUAUGGAUUCAAAGUAACGCUUGUAGGAUUAGACAGUAUAAUAUUUAAUGGUAGACAAAUAUUUGAUAAACAGAUAUUGGUCGGCACGUCACCCGAACUAGAGAUGGCCUUAUACACGGUCUGCUACUACGUGAGACCUAACGAGGACUGCUCAGUCUCUUUCGGACACGUUAAAUUUACUAUUAAGAUAAUUGUAGAGAAAUACUGGGAAAAAGAAGCCAUUGUUGCUGUCGAUUCGAGUGCUGUUGAUGAAGAUUUAUUAAAAUAA